Molecule: messenger RNA, 192 nt
Organism: Pyricularia oryzae 70-15
Lineage: Eukaryota; Fungi; Ascomycota; Sordariomycetes; Magnaporthales; Pyriculariaceae
Exons: 2
Coding region: 1-192 (63 amino acids)
Source: RefSeq, a predicted model, not a curated record
AUGAGGUCCGAAGCAGGACUUGGCGACGGGGGUGAGCAAAUGCAAGGCACUCGCAAAGAUGGAGUUGAUCAGGAUGACAGCUCCAUAAAGCAAGGGUCAAGGUUUCUCCACACUGCUCUUUUUGGUAAGGGCGAUGACCGGAAGGAGGGCAGUGCUUUUCGUCUUCUCCACCACUUUAAUCCUGCUACCUAA